UCUUCGAUGAGUCAGAUGCAGCAGUUCAUUGCAGUCGCAAGUGAAACAGCCGAGCCGGAACGAUGAAAACUAGUAUCUUUUUGUUAAUAGCUGUAUCUUUCGCGUUGAUCCACGCUAAAAUCUACAGGGAUUGCGGUUCAAAAACAGGCAUCCUACAAUCUGUUGAAAUAUCACAUUGUAAUCAAACGACGAUGUCCUGGUGUCCUUUGAGAAAAGGUCAAAGUGUCGAUCUACAUCUAAAAUUCCAAUCACUCAUCUCAACAAAACAUGUGAAGUCCGUAGUACACGGAAUUUUGGGAAAUAUUCCUAUCCCGUUUGUGCUGCCGAAAAGCGAUGGAUGUGUGGACAGUGGCUUGUCAUGUCCUCUUACACUACAUAAAGAAUAUGUUUACAAUGCCACACUGCCUAUUCUCUCUAAAUAUCCAAAGGUCUCUGUGACUGUCCAAUGGGAAUUGGUAGAUGAUGAUGGAAACGAUAUUGUCUGCUUCAAGAUACCCACGAGAAUCGUUUAAAAACAUGUUAAAAAAUGAGAACUGGUAGAUGAUGAUGGAAAUGACAUUGUCUGCUUCAAGAUACCCAUGAGAUCCGUUUAAAAACAUUUUAAAAUUAGACUACUUUUGUAUAAAUAUUGUUAUCUAA
Molecule: messenger RNA, 639 nt
Organism: Cimex lectularius (bed bug)
Lineage: Eukaryota; Metazoa; Arthropoda; Insecta; Hemiptera; Cimicidae
Product: protein NPC2 homolog
Exons: 4
Coding region: 63-512 (149 amino acids)
Biological process (GO): intracellular cholesterol transport
Molecular function (GO): sterol binding
Source: RefSeq, a predicted model, not a curated record